Messenger RNA from Trichosporon asahii var. asahii CBS 2479, 1608 nucleotides. RefSeq lists its product as uncharacterized. The coding region runs from base 1 to 1608 and encodes 535 amino acids. The transcript has 2 exons. Gene Ontology annotation, biological process: ubiquinone biosynthetic process. Gene Ontology annotation, cellular component: mitochondrion. The record is from RefSeq and is a predicted model, not a curated record. Lineage: Eukaryota; Fungi; Basidiomycota; Tremellomycetes; Trichosporonales; Trichosporonaceae.
AUGUUGAGCCGCCUACACCACCUCCGUCUUCCGCCACGGGCCCUCUCCCGAGUGAGAGGGUACGCCAGCAGCAGCGACCCGAUCAAGGUCGCCGUCAUCGGCUCGGGCCCGUCUGGGUUCUACACGGCCAGCAGACUGCUGCAGCUUCUUCCUGCCGACUCGCCGUUGGGCAGUCGUCUCAGUGUCGACAUGUACGAGCGCUUACCGACACCGUACGGACUGUCGCGCUAUGGUGUCGCUCCGGACCACCCAGAGGUCAAGGCGACUUCCUGCUCGCCUGCACUUUCCGCUCACAAGCUCGUCGCUAACGAACAGAACUGCCAGCACAAGUUUGACGAAAUGACCCAAGACCCCCGCUUCACCUUCCUCGGCAACGUCUGCAUCGGAGACGGCAACCCCGACCACUCCUCAUCGUCUCCUCCCGCGGGCUCAUCAGCAGGCACCGUCCCCCACAUCCCGACCUACACCUACCCCUCGGCCGUGCACCUCCCCCUCGCCUCGCUGAAGCCGUACUACAACGUUCUCAUCCUGUCCUACGGCGCUUCGCUCUCCAACCCGCUCGGUAUCCCGGGAACGGACCUGGGCAAUGUCUUCCCCGCCCUCGCUUUCGUGAGCUGGUACAACGGCCACCCGGCGUACGCCGAUCUGCCCAUCGACUUGUCGAACAUCAAAUCAGUAGAUGUCGUGGGACAAGGUAACGUCGCACUGGACGUUGGCCGUAUGCUCCUGCAGCCCGUCUCGGUGCUGGAGAAGAGCGACAUCCCGCAGUCCGUCAUCGACACGCUGGCGAAGAAGGCCGUCGACGACGUGCGUAUCGUCGGACGCAGAGGUCCCGCUCAGGUCGCAUUCACGACCAAGGAGUUGCGGGAAAUGACCAAGCUGCCCGGGAUCAACUAUCCGGGACUGCCCCCCGACUUGCAAGCUGCGGCCAAGGAGGCGACCAAGGGCGACAGAAUGCGCACCCGUCAACUGGGACUGAUGGAGAAACCCCUCUCAGGCCCCGGGGGCCGGUUUGCGUUCGAAUUCCUGCGCUCGCCGAUCCGCUUCAACCCCUCCUCCUCCAACUCGGGUGUGGUGGGAAGUGUCGAGUGGGGCGAAAACGAGCUCGUCGACGGCGGGCGCAAGGCCAAGUCCACUGGCCGGAGCGAGACGAGGGACACAGACAUGGUGAUCGAGAGCGUGGGGUACAAGUCUGAGCCUAUUUCCGACUUCCUCCCACACGCGACGGGCAAGAUUGUCAACGACGCGGGGCGAGUUCGCACCGAGUCUGGGCUCGUGCCACGAGUGUAUACGACGGGAUGGGUCGCGCGCGGCCCCGUCGGCGUCAUUGCCAGCACGAUGCAGGACGCCUACGCCGUGGCGGACAACAUUAUCGAUGACCUGUCCUCUUCUGGACGGCAGAAGGGAGAGGGCGAGCGGUGGUUGCCUGAUGUUGCGGAGGGGGGUCGGCCUGAUGAGGUCGAGAGGGGUCUCAAGGAGGGCAAGGUCAUUGAUGUGGAGAGAUGGGGACGGGUAGACAAAGCGGAGAGGGAAUUGGGGAAGAAGACGGGGAGGGAGGAGAGGGAGAAGUUUAGGACGGUUGAGGAGAUGCUCGCGGCCGCCAACUAG